UUUGGGUUUUUUUUAAGUCGAAUAAAAAAAAUCAUGCUCAAAACAUUAUUUAUUUUACUACAUAGCAGUGUUAAUAUAUGUUAGGUUUAUAGAUGAUAGAAGACUACGCAAGGUUACAGAGAUUUGCAGUGAAAGUGAGGCAGUCAUAAUGGAGAGAUGCACACUACAUGGUGCUCACGCUCGGUGGGUGUUGUCUGAGCUCAACCAGCAGAGGGGGCUUGGAAAGUUCUGUGAUGUGAUGCUCAACACUCAGAGCGGUCAGGUGUUCCUGGCCCACCGUAACAUCUUGGCUUGCUUCAGCCAAAUGAUCCAGGACUCGCCUUCCUCUGCAUCAUGUACGGAGAUCAACCUUCCACAAGAGUGUCCCGUUGACGGACUCGAGCUGCUGCUGCAUUUCUUCUACACUGGUGAGCUCCAGCUAAACAGCGAUAACGAGGCGAAGGUUCGACGUGCUGCCAACGGCCUGGCUGUUCCUGAUUCACUAAUUUCUGCACCGGUCAGAACGAAAGGUUCAAGCUAUGGUGAAGACGUUGAAGGGAAGCCACUUUUCCCCUCACUGACCGUAGACACCAAACCGGACUUGACUGCUGUACCACAGUCAGCAUCUCAACAGGAGGUGGAAAGCAAUGGAGAAACCUCAGCGAGGCCAGGAGCAGUUGCAGACCUCGAUGAGUCUCCCAGCACCAGCUCAGCCACUGUUACUCGAUCUGGCAGGAGGGUGAGGGGCCUGAGCAGGCUGGCCAGAGAUGAUGCUGAUGAUGUAGUUCCAAAUCUGAGUGCAACAAGAAGAAGAGCUGCAGCUCUCAAGUCCCAAGAUGAGGGUAUCAUCCCUACUGAUGGAGGACAGGGCAAGACACAAGUGCCGAAUGAGGAUGCUGAGAAGGAAGGACCUAGUGAUGCUCAGAACGAUGCUGCUGAAGAAAACGAUGAGGACAGUGUGGAGAUUUUCAUAGAGGACACGGAUGAAGAGUACACGCCUCACGAUUCACCCGGUGCAACUUCUAAAGGUCCGAGAGGGAAGCGUAAACGGAAAGGAAGCGCCAGCGGUAAAGAAAAUGGAGGCAGCUCUCCGAAAGACCCAAAGAAGAGUUCUGUUCAGUGUCCGACAUGUCACAAAACAUUCCUCAGCAAGUACUACUUGAAAGUUCACAACAGGCGGCACACGGGGGAGAAGCCGUUCAAGUGUGAGAAAUGUGGGAAAUGCUAUUAUAGGAAAGAGAAUUUGCAAGAGCACAAGGCCAGGAACUGCCUCAGCAGGACUGAUAUGAUGUUUUUCUGUUCAAGGUGUCCGAUGAGCUUUAAGAAGAGACAGGAACUGCGUAGGCACACAGUCACACACACGGGCGAGAUGCCAAAUAAGUGCACGUCAUGCCCGGAGCAGUUCAUGCAGAAGAAAGAGCUCAGAAACCACAUGAUCAAAGUCCAUGGAGCUCCAAAACCAUAUGCAUGCCCACUCUGCCCCAAAUGCUUCCUGUCAAGUACUGAGCUGCGCCUCCACGAUGCCGCCAAGCACCGGGGGGAGAAGCUGUUUGUGUGUGAGGAGUGCGGCCACCGAGCGUCCAGCCGCAAUGGCCUCCAGAUGCACAUCAAAGCCAUUCACAGGAAGGAGCGUCCAUUCGUGUGCGAGAUCUGCAACCAUGCCUUUACCCAGAAGGUCAAUUUGAACAUGCACAUCCGCACACACACAGGAGAGAAACCGUAUCAGUGCCACCUCUGCGGAAAGACCUUUCGCACUCAGGCGAGCCUGGACAAGCAUAACCGCACACACACGGGUGAGCGGCCAUACAGCUGCGAAUUCUGUGAGCAACGGUUCACUGAGAAAGGACCACUGCAGCGCCACAUAGCCAGCAGACACCAAGAAGGCCAGCCACAUUCCUGCCACAUCUGCAGCAAGUCUUUUAAAGCUAUCGAGCAGCUUCGUAUACACGUGCGGAGACACAAGGGCAUGAGGAAGUUCGAGUGCACAGAGUGUGGCUACAAGUUCACCAGACAGGCUCACUUGCGACGGCACCUACAGAUCCACAACCGUGUAGAAAACUACAACCCACGCCAGAGGAAGCUGCGCAACCUCAUAGUGGAGGAUGAGGUUACAUCCACCGAGACUACGUCCACUCCUCCAGCAGGACAGGACAUGGCACCCGAGGAGGCCCUGCCAGCCAAAGCAGAAAAUGCAGAGCAGCCAGACUCUGGCACCGUGAAGGAAACCGAGCAGGAAAGCUUUGGCAUGGACGAUGUACUGGAGGUGCUGGUGACAGACACGUUUCCCAUUCAGUCAGAUCUGGUGGUGGAGCUGCAGGAUGGCGGGGCUGAUGAGAAGGCUUGAGGGGGAGAAGAAGAGCAAGGUGCUGCAAGGUACAAUGCUAGGACCAGUUUUGUUCGUUUUUGAGACUGUGCAUGACAGCAGGAUGCAUGUGGCGGCCAUCUUGAAUCCACGUAUGCGUAAAUCAGGCUUUACAGGAUACAUACACUUUGGUGUAGGUUCCAGCUCUUCUUUUAGACCAUAAACAGUCUUAAUAUAGAGGCUAUGAGCGAGGGCUGUUUUUCAUAAUAUUUUACAGAAGUAUAUGGAUAAAACUAGAAUUAAGGAUUUAGAGCAUGAAUAUGCCUGUCUGUUCCACAAAUUGCCCUUAGCAUUCCCUUCACAUGGUGAAAUUUGCUUUUAGACAUCUUCAGACAAGCCUUUUUUUGUAAACUGGCUCUUUACCCAAUGUAGUAUAUGCAGGAAGAUAGUAUAGUGAUUACACAGUAAAUAAAAUCACUGACUGUUUUGGGGAUUGUAUUUAUUGUUUAUGAAAGUUGAGCAACAUCUACAGUUAAAGAUGUUCCAGCGAAAGCAGCGGUCAAAUUAAAUACAAAAUGAAACGGGCGCGUCAAUGAAGGGAAAAGGACGCAGGAUGUGAAAUAUGCUUUAGGUAGCGUUCACUUUAACUUUACGGCAAGUUUAUCUUGGAGAACUUUUGACCUGUGAAUUCACAAACCAGUCUUGGGAGCCAGUAGUCAAUAAGAAGGCGGGACUUGUCUCUUCAGUCAGUAAAAAAUGGAGGAGUUGCUUAUUAUUUCAUCUCAUUAUCUCUAGCUGCUUUAUCCUGUUCUACAGGGUCUCAGGCAAGCUGGAGCCUAUCCCAGCUGACUACGGGCGAAAGGCGGGGUACACCCUGGACAAGUCGCCAGGUCAUCACAGGGCUGACACAUAGACACAGACAACCAUUCACAUUCACACCUACGGUCAAUUUAGAGUUACCAGUUAACCUAACCUGCAUGUCUUUGGACUGUGGGGGAAACCGGAGCACCCGGAGGAAACCCACGGGGAGAACAUGCAAACUCCGCACAGAAAGUCCCUCGCCGGCCACAGGGCUCGAACCUGGACCUUCUUGCUGUGAGGCGACAGCGCUAACCAUUACACCACCGUGCCGCCUUGCUUAUUAUUAUUAUGAAUAAUAAUAAUUAGUAUAAAUACGCAAGUGAUUAUAGAAAAUCGCAUACACUGAUUGGUUGAGAAAUUCAGACUAUUUAACAAUUCUUUGCUGAAGGUGAAGUGAAUAUCGGUGAAUACCCAAGAUGAAGUCGAGGUUAUUGUUCACCAAUAUUCACUGAGCCUGAGGUGGAUAAUUGUUUUAGUAUAAAUACACAGGUGAUUUUUAUUAAAUUUUUUGAAAAAAAAUUGCAUUGAAAAAAAUAUUUAUUUCAAACUUCAGAAG
Molecule: messenger RNA, 3698 nt
Organism: Neoarius graeffei (lesser salmon catfish)
Lineage: Eukaryota; Metazoa; Chordata; Actinopteri; Siluriformes; Ariidae
Gene: zbtb48
Product: zinc finger and BTB domain containing 48
Exons: 10
Coding region: 149-2323 (724 amino acids)
Biological process (GO): regulation of transcription by RNA polymerase II
Cellular component (GO): nucleus
Molecular function (GO): DNA-binding transcription activator activity, RNA polymerase II-specific; protein binding; RNA polymerase II cis-regulatory region sequence-specific DNA binding
Source: RefSeq, a predicted model, not a curated record